GCUGUUUAUCUCCCUCCGCCGCCGCACCAUCCAGUCGGACUUCCCAGUUCGCACAGUGCCAGGCCAACAGCGGCGGACGCGAACUCCCAGUCCACUGUGUAGAAAAAGGACAAGUUAAAGAGUUGCUGACAUCGUCUUCGCCGAGACUCUACAACUUCAAGAUGCGGCUGUUGAUCCACUCUGCAGACCAGGUGGUAACUCCCGUCUCCGUAGAACGUGGCAGGAAACCAGAAGUGCGUGUCCUUCAUAAUGCAGCCAUCGCCGUUGAUGAGCAGGGGAGGAUCGCGGCGGUGGGCGACUCGGAAGCGGUGUGCCGGCGCUACGAGGGCCAGCAGUUCGACGCCCGGAUAGACGCGAGCGGCCGCUGCGUGAUGCCCGGCUUCGUGGACGCGCACACCCACCCCGUCUGGGCCGGCGACCGGUCCCAUGAGUUCGCCAUGAAGCUGGCCGGGGCGUCAUAUCUGGAGAUCCACGAAAAGGGCGGCGGCAUUUACUUCACGGUGGAGCAGACGGCUAAAGCUUCAGAUGACGAGCUGUACUCGAGCCUCAAGGAGCGGCUCACGAAGAUGCUGCGGGCAGGGACGACGUUGGCGGAGGUGAAGUCGGGUUACGGCCUGGAGGCGGCGGCCGAGCUGCGGCUGCUGCGGCUGCUGGAGCGCGCGCGACGCGAACUGCCGCUGGAGCUCAGUGUCACCUACUGCGGCGCGCACGCCGUGCCCAGAGGGAAGACUGCGGAAGAGGCAGUGCGUGACAUCGUGGACCAUCAAAUACCGUCGAUCAAGAAACUGGUGGACGCAGGGGAGCUGGCUGUCGAAAACAUCGAUGUCUUCUGCGAGAAAGGCGUCUUCAGUACCGACCAGGCGAGGGCCAUCCUAGAGAAGGGCAAAGAGGCCGGCAUGCGUCCCAACUUCCACGGAGAUGAGCUCAACCCGAUGGGCUGUGCACAGCUGGCAGUGGAUAUAGGAGCGUGGGCAGUGAGCCACCUGGAGGAAGUGUCCACAGACGGGGUGGCAGCGCUGGGAUCGGCGCGCCAGCCCCCGGGGGCGGUCCUGCUGCCCACGACAGCACUGCUGCUGCGGCUGCAGCCGCCUCCGGCCAGGCAACUACUGGAUGCGGGCGCGCUCGUCGCCCUAGGAUCGGACUUCAACCCCAACGCGCACUGUUACGCCAUGCCAAUAGUGAUGCUAUUGGCUUGCAUACUCACGCGAAUGAGUGUUGAGGAGGCGCUUGUGGCAGCUACAUUAAAUGCUGCUGCAACAUUGGGUCGAGCAGACAGAGUGGGCUCCAUUGAAGAAGGGAAAGCAGCAGACUUGGUCAUUAUUGAUGCAAGCAGGUGGGAGCACAUCAUUUAUCAGUUUGGCUGCCAUGAUAACCUGAUAGCAUAUGUCAUCAAGAAUGGAAAGGUGGUGCACUGCAAGAAGGAUGCAAUUAAUGGAUGAAAGUUGCUGCUAUUGGCCAAUCAGUACAUCUGCAAAAAUGUUGUUUCCUUCAAAUGCUCUUUAAAUACUAUUGUUAAAAUAUUUAACAGGAUAUGAUGAAGUUUUUCUACACAGUUACAACAUUUAAAGAAUGGAAAUAGAAAAAAUUCUAAGUGCCAUUUUUUCACAAAAUAAAUUUCAGUUCUAUUGAACUCUCAGUACUCUGUUGUGGAUCUCUAGAUUUGUUUCAAGUGUCAAAUUAUGUACAGAAUGUUUCAAAUAUUCAUUAUUAUGAUGUACAUGGUAUUUCUGUCAAGUAGUGCUUCCCUCUGGAGUUUCCAAGUGCUAUGUCUCAAGGUCUCCACCAUUUAGCUUGGGAUGAUAUGAAGAGAUAACACAUGAGUUUGUGAUGAGUGGUCACAGCUUUUUAAGUGUGACAGAGAUUUUUCAAUUAUAAAUAAAAUGAAGAAUGGUAAAUAAGUUCUUUGUUCUGCAAGAUUUACACAAGAUUGUUGAGUCAGCUAAGGCUAUGGACCCAUUCCAUGUAAUUCCAAUACAUACAACUGACUGUUUUGAUUUUAAACACACUGCUGAGACAAUGUUGUCAAUGCAGAUGUGUAAGAACUCCAAAUGCAGUAUAAUCAAAGUGUCUCAUACUCAUCUAUCUCAAAAAGCUAUCUACAAUUCGUACUCUGAAACAAAAGAAUGGAAAAAUGUCAAUGUAUUGAAAACAGGAAGGACCAUGGCAGAUGAAUGUAAUGCUUUGCUGCAUCUGAAAGAUGAGCUAUGUUUAUCAGUUGCAAAACAGAAGGACCUGUUGGCUAUGUUGCAACUUCUUCCUCAACAGCACAAGGAGUUUUAUAGCAAACUUUGUAAUAUCUAAUUCCCAAGACUGGAGUUUUGUGGGAAACAGAAGUCAGUGCUAAGAGAUUUUUUUUCUUGAAUUUCAUUUUGUUAAUUUCUUUGAAACAACUCAAGAGAAAUGAGAAAUUGUUAUUGUUCACUACAAUCCUACAAGUUACAA
Messenger RNA from Schistocerca nitens (vagrant locust), 2442 nucleotides. RefSeq names its product probable imidazolonepropionase. The transcript is spliced from 9 exons. The record is from RefSeq and is a predicted model, not a curated record. Lineage: Eukaryota; Metazoa; Arthropoda; Insecta; Orthoptera; Acrididae. Gene Ontology annotation, molecular function: imidazolonepropionase activity. The coding region runs from base 162 to 1439 and encodes 425 amino acids. Gene Ontology annotation, cellular component: cytoplasm.